Rotaria sordida is the source of this 3060-nucleotide messenger RNA. Lineage: Eukaryota; Metazoa; Rotifera; Eurotatoria; Philodinida; Philodinidae. The record is from the annotation of a GenBank genome assembly.
AUGUCCACUAGAGUCUUUUUGUGCAAAAUUUGCAUUACCAAUCGAUCAUUUAAUGAAUUUUGUGAUUAUUUUCGUCAUGUUACAUUGUAUCAUGCCAAUGAACCUAAUUUUCGAUUAACAUGUGAUAUAUCAGACUCUUGUGGUGCUAUGUAUAAAACAUUUACGUCAUACAAAAAGCACAUUCAUCGGCAUCAUGAAAAUUUACUUCAUCCAGUAUGUCAACAACAAGAAAAUACCGUUAUUAAUGAUAUGAAUACAUUAGCAAUUGAGCAACCUGAUGCAACAGUUAUAUAUCUAGAUACAGCUGAUAAUAAUCAUGACAAUGUUAUAUAUGCAGAUUUUGAUGACGAUCUUGAUAAUCAAUGGAACACUCUAACAACAAAUAUUUCUAGUAAAGAUGAAAAAAUAAAUCUUCUUACAGUUCAACAACAAUUCAUCCGAUUUUUACUAGAAAUGAGAGAAAAACACAUUUUGCCUCAAACAGUGAUCCAAUCCAUUACAACACAUAUAAUCAAUUUACUAGAUAGCGUAGUUGAGCUUGUAGAAGAACAAGCAAAACAAGAAAAUAUGACUCAACAACAAUCAACAACAACUAUUUCUGUUGAUGGAAUGCGCAAAACAGUAAAGCAGAUAGAACAAUCAAUUAUUCUCUCAACUCGAAAUGAAUAUCAAUUUAUACAAUCUUGUCAAAAGUUUUUCAAUUAUUCACCACCUAUAGAAAAUGUUUUAUCAUCAAAUCAUUUGAAAAAAGAAUAUUCAUAUCAUAUACCUAUACGAAACACUUUAGAGAAAAUUUUACAAAAAGAUGAAAUGAUACCACUUCUAAUUGAUAAUAUUCAACAUCAAACUUCAAUAACACAUAAUGAUCCAUAUUUAAUGUUUCCAAGACGGGACGGUGUUAAAGGUAAAAUAUUUAAAAAUCAAUCAUUUUUAAUUCAAUUAUAUGUCGAUGGCAUCGGUGUCACAAAUCCGAUAGGUCCGAAGAAGGACCAACACAAAUUGACACUUGUAUACUUCAUGUUAGAAGAUAUACCAAAUAUCUUUCGAUCUACGUUACAAUGUAUUAAUCUUGCAGCUAUUUGUUACACAAAAAACCUGAAUAAUGAUGAAAAACUUAGAAAAUUUUAUGAUCCGAUUGUAAAUGAUUUGAAUGAUUUGCAAUCUACUGGUUUAAUAUUUGAUACAUUUAACAGUCAAUUACAUUUUACAUUUACGACAAUUGCUGCUGAUAAUUUAGCAGCACAUGAAAUCGCUGGUAUGCAACAAACAUUCAGUUCCGGAUAUUUUUGUAGGAGAUGUUUAAUAACCUAUGAAAAUCGACUUAUACCAUUAACCGAUAUUCACUUCAUUCAACGAACACAUCUUCAACAUACAAAAUGUUUACAAUUACUUGAAAAUAAUCCACACAUGAAAUCAAUGUAUGGUGUUAUUGGUCCAAGUCCACUUGAUAAUUUAAUAAAUUUUGACACAACUGCUUCUCUUCCGGGAGAUGUGAUGCACGAUUAUUUCGAAGGUGUAUGUCCGAUCAUUAUCAUGGCGAUGUUAAAGGAAGCAUCAAAUUUAAAGCUGAUUACUUUUGCUGCUAUUCAGGAGAGAAUAGAAAAUUUUUCUUAUGGUGAAUUAGAUGCAUCGAAUAAACCUCUUUCUAUACAAGUUAAACAUCUAAACAAUGAUCGUAUUACUGGAAGUGCAGCUCAAAAAUUCUAAAGAGAAAAGUUGUUUUCGUCGAAAACAAACGAAAAACCAACAUCAUCAUCAACACCAAAUGAUACAGCAUUAUUAAUUAUAGAUGAAAAUCAAUCAGCAGAAGCAUCAAUAAAUGUAUCAUCUAUCGAAACUAUUAUUACAACUGAAAAUUUAACAGAAAAAUCUCUUCCAGAUCCUUAUUUAUUACCAGUGUUACCGAGUCAAGUCAACGAUGCAAUUAAUCUUAAACAAAUGGAAAAAUUUGAAAAACUUUGCAACUUUCGUUCAAUUAUUAUAGAUGCUGUUUUUCAUGAUUUGAAAACAAAUUAUGAGACGAGUCAUUAUGUUAAAAUAACAAAACCCAAUAGACUAUAUCCGACACAAGAACAAUAUACAACAAUUGUUAAUAGAAUACUUAAUCAUUUGAAGAUUGAACGUGAUCCAAAAACAUCUACAUCAAUCAUUCAAGAUACACCUAAUGAAAUACAACAAAUGGAAGAAAAAGCUGAAACACUUAAAACAAAUUUUCAAAAUAAAUCAAUUGAUGAUCAACAUUAUCAACGGUUGUGGCUUGAAACUUUUGAUUAUCGACAAAAUUUUAUCAAGGAAAACACAACUGCAGAUAUUAUGGAACGUUUUCCUGUUUAUUCAAAUCCAUCUAUGAAACCAGUUACUCCUCAACCAACAAUGGUAAUUGAGGAAAACGAUAUUAAAAUCUACGUGGAUUGGACCUUCAUUUGCUCAUCGAAUUCUAUGGAACAAUCUUUGGCUUUAGUUGUUGGUUUAUAUUGUUUGAUGAAUCUUACGUUUCCAACGUAUCGUACUGUUGUUAGAUUUUUAUAUGUUUAUUUCAUGAAUGAUAAGCAACAACAAUCAAAUGUCAUUCGAAAAUUUUGUAAAGUAUACAACAUUCAACUUCAAGAUAAUCCUUCAUCAUCAAAUGCUGCAUUACUGGAAGAAACAAAAAUUAAUGAUACGUAUUUAAAUGAUAGACGUGAAAACAAUGAAGAACAAAAUAUAUCUUUUGAACUUCAAACGACAACAUCAAUUCAACCAACAUCGAUGGAAUCAACAUCACAUGAAUCAACAUCAAUUGAUUCAAUAUCAACUGAGUCAAUAUCAACAGAAUCAAUAUCAAUGGAACCAAUAUCAAUAGAAUCAACGUCAACAGAAUCAACAUCAAUGGAACCAAUACCAACUGAACCAAAACGAAUUGAACCAACAACAUGUAAAAAACCAAUAGCAUUUCAACAACAAUCAAAUCGUAAACGCAAAGCAGAAGAAAAACAUGAUUAUGAGCAACUGUCUCUGGAGAUUGAUGCAUCGAAACAAAAAAUAACGAGAAAUCUCCGACCAAAACGACACAGACAAUAA